AUGAGAACGAUGACCCUGCUAUCGCACCACACUCUGCUCCGCGGUGCCAGCGUACGCGAGAUCACGCUCGCCGACAUCUUUCUGUACCGCCUUGCUAGCGGGUCGUCGGUGAACCCUGACAACCGGCCAAUGGUCAUGGUCAUCGAGCAGCGCAACUCGAAGACGUGCAAGGACGCCCGUCUUCAUCACAGCUACGCGGCGAGGCACUUAGAGGCGGAACUGUAUGUUGUGGGCGAUACAAUCCUCUGGCUGCACUUCAUCUACGACCAGGUCCCCCAGAUCUUCGGCGUCCCCAUAAUUCCGCCGCUGGACGUACGCCGACCGGAGCUCUGGUACAACAAGCAUCUCUUCUUCGCCCGCUACGACAAGGAUCAGGGUUUGCUGCCGUCGUCGAGCCAGCAACGAAUCACUCGGCAGCUGUGGACGGCCAACAAGGUUUUCAUCAAGCGCAACGUGCACGCCGCUCGCGCCGGCAGGGCAGAAGAGUUGGCUGACCAAGGCACGCCGCGCGCCGAGAUAGCCGAAUUGGGUCACUGGGCUAUUGACAAGAUGACGAGGAGUUACAUCACUUCAAUUCCAGUCGGGGUGGUGAUGAGGAAGGCCGGCUACUCCGGAGCCCGAAGCGACUACUUCCUGGGCCGCAACAGGCUACCUCCCAGCGCAGACCUCGAAAAAACCAUCGCCGCGCACAUAUUUCCCGGCGUCGAGGAACAGUUGGGGGCGGCGUGGGCGAAGGACAUCGAGAAGAUUGACACCGAGACGAUCGCCAAGCACCGGUCGCCGAUCCCGACCCAGCCAGCUAUGAAGGUGGAGAAGGAGCUCGAGGAGGCGCGUGCUGCUAUCGCGGCGAGGGACGCCGAGAUCUCCCGGCUCAUGGAGGAGCUCAAGAUCUCCGAGGCACGUAGGGCGCCAGCGCCACAGGCGCCUUCUAGGCCGACGACCCUGGAAGAGGAGGCAGCUGCGGCCGCUAAGCAAGCUCAGUUGGACGCCGACGCUCACUACGAGGCCCUGGUUGUGAACCCAUGGAGAAAGGUCGAGACUGUGGCAGAGGCCUGGCGCUUCUGGAACUGCCCCACCACCACGGACCGCCGGCAUCUCUGCGACAGGAUCAACGAGCCAGGUUUCAUCGGGCGGCACAGCCUCCUGGGCAAGUCGUCGGCCAGCGCAAAACGGGGUGAGAUGCGCCGAAUGAGGAGGGCGAUGGAGGCCGUGCGCCGCUUCCGUUCGUCAGACGGAGAGGCCGACACCGCCGCCGUCAUCAAGAAACUCGACGAGCUCGCUGCGUCGGGAAUUGUGACCUUCUGCGAUGCUCUGAAGAUCAUCGACGCCGAUACGCUUCCGAUACGCACGGAGGGGAACCUGGGCAUCAAGGGGCUUUCUAAGGGUGAAAAGCCCAAGCUGACGGUUGCUUGGGGACUGGUGGCGGCGGGAUACAUGACGCACAAGUGGGGCGAGGACAUGUUCCCAACCACGUGGGAAGAGCAGAAAGCUGUGGCGGCCCAAACGGCCGCGGAGCAGGCCGCUGCUAGACCGCCGCCGCUGCCGACGAAGACGUCCAAGCGUCGGAAGCCGGGCUGA
Molecule: messenger RNA, 1578 nt
Organism: Closterium sp. NIES-65
Lineage: Eukaryota; Viridiplantae; Streptophyta; Zygnematophyceae; Desmidiales; Closteriaceae
Source: the annotation of a GenBank genome assembly